Molecule: messenger RNA, 1015 nt
Organism: Photinus pyralis (common eastern firefly)
Lineage: Eukaryota; Metazoa; Arthropoda; Insecta; Coleoptera; Lampyridae
Gene: Chmp1
Product: charged multivesicular body protein 1b
Exons: 4
Coding region: 148-756 (202 amino acids)
Biological process (GO): late endosome to vacuole transport; protein transport; endosome transport via multivesicular body sorting pathway
Cellular component (GO): multivesicular body; ESCRT III complex
Source: RefSeq, a predicted model, not a curated record
UUUUGACAGUGGAAUUUUGACAUAAAUAAAAUAAAUAACAGCAGCUUUGAAGCUGUAUCCCUGGUAAUUAAAAGUUAAUUUCUUUUAUUUUUUCUCUGUGCAGUGACUCCAGAUUUGGAGGUUUAAUCAGUCAAGACGGGGAACGAAAUGUCAGCCUCGGCCAUGGAGAAGCAUCUCUUCAAUUUAAAAUUUGCUGUGAAAGAGCUGGAACGGAAUUCGAAAAGAUGCGACAAGGAAGAGAAGCAGGAGAAGGCCAAGACAAAGCAGGCGAUACAAAAGGGGAAUAUGGAAGUGGCGAGAAUACAUGCGGAGAAUGCAAUACGGCAAAAGAAUCAAUCACUUAAUUACUUGAGGAUGUCGGCACGUGUGGACGCGGUGUCUAGCAGAGUACAAACGGCGCUUACAACUAGAAAAGUUACAAAUUCCAUGGCCGGUGUAGUAAAAGCAAUGGAUGCAGCUAUGAAAAGUAUGAAUUUAGAAAAAAUCUCUACACUAAUGGACAAAUUUGAGCAGCAAUUCGAAGAUCUAGAUGUUCAAAGUAGUUACAUGGACACUGCAAUGUCGCAAUCAACAACUACAUCUGUGCCACAGAAUGACGUCGACUCGCUUAUGCAGCAAGUUGCAGAUGAAGCCGGUUUGGAACUUAACAUGGAACUACCGACUGGUGUACAAACCGGUAGCGUAGCAGCGACCGUAGCUUCUCAGGAACAAGAUGAGUUAUCACAACGUCUGGCGCGUUUGAGGCAAGCGGAAUAAGCAAUUUAGUACUAUUCAAAUUUGGAAAAAUAUUACCGUUACAACUACAGCAGCCAAUACCUAUUUUGCAAUUUGCUAGCUUUUGAUAUACUAAUGCUAUUAACGAUACAUUUAAGAUAGUUCUUUAUUGUUUGUAGAUGUUUGUUCUCUUUAUUGAUAAGAAGUUUAUCUUAUAUUUUUUAAUAAACAAAAUUUUGUUCUAUUUUAUUACAUAAAAAAACGUGUUUACAAGGUUGUUAAUAAAUACCAAAUUUUGCUA